AUGCGAGGCGAAAACGGGAGCGGGCUCGUACGAAAUGGCUGUCACGAAAAACCGGAGCUCCGGAUUAAGCGAGGCCCCUGGAUCAACAUUGCAUAAAGGGGCGAAUGUGGCUGACGUAGACGAGGGCUUUCCCUCAGGAUUUUCGCUACCCCCUUUUCUGGCUGCAGGCCUCACCUUCAGUCUCGUGCUUCUGGGCAUCGUCGCCUAUUUCAGCUACAGGUGGCUGGUUCAGCGUCUCCAGGCCUCCACCAAACCUAGCGCCGAGCAAACAGACCCCGAGCAGGCUUCAUCAAGCAGCCAACCACAGCAACAAAAACCAAACGAUUGCAAACUACCCUCUAUAGAAGAAAAAGAUGAUUCGACACCUGCUGAGGAAGGAACAGAACCACCGAAAUCACCUACAGGCAGUACGACAGCAUCCGUGAAGAUCAGUCAUAGUUUGCCGGACAUCAAAGAAGAAGUGAGCAAUGAAUGGACAGAAACGAAUCGAAAGGUCGCACCGCCCCGACAGACGACGCUGCCCACUGUCCCCACUAGGCACCAAACAUUCCAAAGACAACUUUCCCAUAGGUUGGAUUUGUCGGACGUUCCCUUUGAAGUAUGCAACAUCUCUCAGAGGGACAGCCAGUCUAUCGGCCGUAUCCGUCCGGAGCUCUACCAGCAGGACGUGAUGCGGCAAUGGUCAGCAGACAGUGGCACGGACCUCCUGGGCGACGGUACCGAACAGGGAGCAUCCUGUGGUAAACUCACCUUCACCCUGAGAUACGAUCACGACGUAGAAGGACUCAUCGUCAAGAUACUUAUGGCUCGAGAUCUACCAGCAAAGGACUUUUCUGGAACAUCGGAUCCCUAUAUAAAGCUCUACUUGUUGCCAGAUCGGAAAAAGAAGUUUCAAACAAGGGUUCACAGGCGCAAUCUGAAUCCGAUGUUCAAUGAGACAUUCGUGUUCGGUGUUCCCUACGAGCAGCUCCGAUCUCGAACCAUCCAGUUCUCCGUGUACGAUUUUGACCGCUUCUCCAGACACGAUCUCAUUGGGCAGGUGCUGGUUAGAAACCUGCAAGAUCUCUGCGACAUUACUCACGACGUCGAAUACACGAUGGACAUUCUCGGUGUGCCCCAGGAGAAAGUCGAUCUGGGAGAAGUGAUGCUGUCGCUGUGUUACUUGCCAACGGCUGGUCGCCUCACUGUGACCAUCAUAAAAGCGAGGAAUCUCAAGGUCAUGGAUAUUACUGGAUCCUCAGAUCCAUACGUGAAGGUCUCUUUGAUGUGCCAAGGCAAGCGUGUCAAGAAAAAGAAGACAUCUGUCAAAAAGUCGACUUUGAAUCCGGUCUAUAACGAAGCCCUCGUCUUCGAUGUCCCCGCCGAGAACAUUGAGGAUGUCACUUUAGUCGUCAAAGUGAUCGAUUACGACAGGGUUGGCGCCAAUGAGGUGAUGGGAGUCUUCGCAAUCGGCAGCAGCUGUAUCGGACUCGGUCGUGACCACUGGAUCGAAAUGCUGGACAACCCCCGGAAACCUGUCGCCCAGUGGUAUACCCUUCAAGAGUCCCUGUCUGGCUUGACAGUGGAUAAUUCCACGAUGGCCAAAUCCUCGCCCAUCAAAUGCAUCAGUAUGAGAUGACUGUGAGGUCGUGGAACACCUGUUCCAUCUGCUUCGUCAACUGGCCUUUGAUAGGGCAUUUGUGAUUACAAGCUCGUCAUUGAUUGGUCCCCUAAGUGAAGACGCUUAACCAAUGGAGAUCAUCAUCACCAACACCGACGUUGUAACAUUUGCUUCAUGUUGCCUCACCACACCCUCUUCAUACCUCCUGGAGAUUCACUUGGUUCAUUCAUUCUUGUCAAUUUGUUCCACCCCUUUGUCUUUCAGUUAAAAGACUGGUAUGUUAAUGUCUCAUGCUGAAUGCGCAAGGAGCUUAAAUUGUAUAUUUUUGUUGUCAAUAUCCAUGCAUAUAUAAUCGUUUGAAAGAACAUACUGAUUAACUCAAAGAGUAAUUCUCGUGUGUAAUAUUUAUUAAGAUUUUGCAAUAUAUUUCCUAGACUUCAUUCGUAAAACGCAUCUUUAAAUUAACUGAAGUAUGUAUUGAAAAUCUUAAUAUAAAAUACUGUUCAGAUUGUUCAUUAGUAUGAUUUUAAUUGCGUGAAAAAAUAGUAUUUUUCCCUAUUAUCUGAUUAAUAACUGUUGUCUGGUUAUCUUGAAUUAUUUAAUUAACUUUAAUCAAUUUUUAAUCAUAUCCUUGUCUAUAUUAACUAUGAAGGAAAAUUUUUGUUCUUUCCAUUAUCCAUUGUAAUACAAUUAUUGUUCCUUCCUUUCAGAUUUUUAAAAAAAAUCUAAAUUGGUUAAAAAUUUAUAUCAAAACAACUAAUUAUUUACCCUCUUUUCUCAGCUAAUUGAAAAGGAUAAAACUUGGCAUGAUGCCAAAAACUGAUACGUAAAAUUAGAUUACAUUCUUGUUUAAAAUUAGAAUACAUUCGAACAUAUUCUUGUUUCA
Messenger RNA from Argiope bruennichi, 2486 nucleotides. Its product is annotated as synaptotagmin-9-like. Gene Ontology annotation, biological process: calcium-ion regulated exocytosis; cellular response to calcium ion; regulation of dopamine secretion. The transcript is spliced from 9 exons. Lineage: Eukaryota; Metazoa; Arthropoda; Arachnida; Araneae; Araneidae. Gene Ontology annotation, cellular component: membrane. The coding region runs from base 35 to 1618 and encodes 527 amino acids. The record is from RefSeq and is a predicted model, not a curated record. Gene Ontology annotation, molecular function: SNARE binding; phosphatidylserine binding; calcium ion binding.